Messenger RNA from Coccomyxa subellipsoidea C-169, 1546 nucleotides. RefSeq lists its product as hypothetical. The coding region runs from base 1 to 1290 and encodes 429 amino acids. NCBI's taxonomy places the organism in Eukaryota, Viridiplantae, Chlorophyta, Trebouxiophyceae, Coccomyxaceae. The record is from RefSeq and is a predicted model, not a curated record. The transcript is spliced from 11 exons.
AUGCAGGAGCACCAGCGGCCGCUGCCUCAGCUAUUCAGGAUCUGCAAUGGUAUAUCCAUAGUGCUUGACCAGGUGGCACCGGCAAUCCCACAGGGACCUCCUGCGUCGGAACGAGCGUUGAGAGAAAUACCUCCUACCAAUAUUCAAGAGGCCCAGGAUACCGCUCAAAAUCAUGUGCAGACAGUGCAGCUGCCGGCCUGGCUCACAUUUGAUCGCCAGGUGUUGCGAUUCUUUGCAUACGUGAAGGAGCCCCUGUUGGAGGUUGCUCCGGAGGCGUACAGGGUGCGCCACUGCAUCAUGCUGCACCACUUGGAGGAUGCCACGCUGGCGAUCAAUGAGCCGCGCCAGCCUGGCAGCAGCUUCCCUUGUGGGCCAGUCCUCAAGCGCCACAAGUUUAUGGAAGCACAGCGAACACCGUUGGAUGCAGACAUACCUGCGCCAGAGGACCCCCAGGAGCAGAGAGAGAGGGAACGCCGCGCUGCGGGCCUUAAGACCGCAGCUCAGCGGCCGCAGCCCGUGCUACGCUUCCAGUGCUACUGGGACGACAGGCUGGCGCUGUACGGGGACAUGCGCAUGUUGCGAUUGUACUACUACUUGUCAGAUGACACUGUUCACCUGGUGGAGGUUUUGCGGCCCAACUGCGGCCGAGACCCAUUCCCCCACAUGCUCCGCCGCAUGCGCCUGCCCAAGCACCCGGAGCCCGUGGGUGCACGGCCAUUGUCGGAAGGCUUGCGCAUCACACCACCGGAAGCAUACUACCGAUGGCAGGAGCUGCGCAUUGGCGGUCAGAUUGAGGUUUUUGGACGCAAGGUGAUGAUCUAUGACUGCGAUGCCUUCACAAGGCAGUGGAUAAAGGAGCACUUGCAGCUGCCUGAUGCUGCCUUGAAGCCCAUGCCGCCCAAGCCACCAAGAAAGGACUUCAACAAAUUUGUGGGGAAUGAUGGCAAGGUGCUGCGGUUCAGUGCUGUGCUGAACCCCAGGCCCGGCAGCAGCCCUGCAGAUGCUGCCAUUGACCUGGAGCGCAGUUUUGUGGUGUCCUUCUUCCUGGCAGACAAUGCUCUCCUCAUCUUUGAGCGCGCCCAACCGAACAGCGGCUGGGUAGGGGGCAAAUAUUUGGAGCGGCGCCAAAUUAGGAACCCGGCAGCUUCCUCUUUCUAUGGCCCGCAGGACAUGCGCGUUGGCGCCAAAGUCCAUGCUGCCGGCAGGACAUUCAGUCUGACAGCGGCAGAUGAGUACACCCGCAAGUACCUCGAGUCAACGAUAGCAAACCGGGACAGGACAUCUUCCUGAAGCAAGUGUUCGAUGAACAGCAAAUAUAUUUGUGAACUGCGCCAUGCUGAGGAAGUUGAUAAGCAAAUAUCUGAAUUUUCUGCACCCACUGUGUCAUUGGACAAUUCCUGGCCAAGUGCUGGCUCUUCGCUGUCGAUGGGAAGCUGCUGCCUUUGUAAUCGAGUGACUCAGCACUCCAAUCGGCCCAAACAUGAAGCAAAACACCAGUGAGUGGGCUGUGAGCACUCCCUCUCUGAGCCCGUCCAGCCACACUUCC